Messenger RNA from Nerophis lumbriciformis (worm pipefish), 1567 nucleotides. The record is from RefSeq and is a predicted model, not a curated record. NCBI's taxonomy places the organism in Eukaryota, Metazoa, Chordata, Actinopteri, Syngnathiformes, Syngnathidae.
UGACAAACAAAGAGGAACCAAGUGAAGAUAAGGGGGAACAACAUUUUCAUAAAAAGAUAGAAGAAACAAGCACAGCAAGAGAUCAAAUUUACUAAAGAACCAAGGAAAGAAUGGACAUAUUUUUUCUCUUCUUUGCUUUUCUUAUAAGAGGGUUGGAGGCUGAAAAGAUGUCAGUCACAGGAGUGUCUGGGCAGAACAUCACAAUAACAUGCUCUUUCAAAAACAAAGAUAACUAUAUUAAAUAUUUCUGCAAAGACCCAUGUUGGAAUGAAGAUGUCUUAAUAAGCAGCAGUGUUUAUAAAGUCAAGUGGGACACCAACAAAUACAGUAUAAGGGAUGACAAAAGCAGAUUUCAUGUUACAAUCUUUAACCUGAAAAAGGAAGAUUCAGGUACAUACAAGUGUGGCGUCGAAGUCAGUGGGUGGUGGGAUCCACUACAAACCGUUAUCAUCACUGUUAAAGAAGCAAUAACACCAGAGAAAGAGCCAACAAAAUUACCUGAACAAGUUAAUCCGAAAGCUUCAUCAUCAUCACAAGAAACAGAGCCAACAAAAUUACCUCAACAAGUUCAUCCAAAUACGUCAUUAUCACUGAAGCCGCUGUUUAUCGGAGCGAGCCUCGCAGUGAUUGUACUCGUCUUGGCAGUAGUCAUCCUCAUAUAUUUCCGACACCAAAAAGGCCACAUUUGCCCAUCUUCUGACCAACUAAGAACCGUCGCAGCUCAACGCCAGGAUUCCAGCAACUCCAUCGCUGCCUCCUCACAGAUGAAUCCAGACUGUCCUCACUAUUCCACCAUCAGCUACAACAGCCGCAGAGACAACAGCCAUGUCCCUCCUCAACCUGCAGACGUGACCUACUCCCUGAUUAAGUUCAGUGCCGAAGCUGAUUCGGCCAUCUACUGCAACUUAUGAAAAGUGGUGAUGCAGUCUCGUCGAAGCCACGACCGCAUUCCACAAGGACUCAUCAGAUAACACAGAAUAACCUUUACAUGAUAAAAUACAGGAACUUUAGUUAGUUACAAGUUCUCACCUAUUUUUUGGGGUUUUUUUUUUUGUCUCUUCUCUUUUCUUCUGUUCCACUUUCUGAUGCACAGCAACACAGGAGUCACAUCCUUGUCCCAAAAUAUCAUGCAAAUGUUCUCACAUUCAAAAUACCGAGGAUACUGUCAAGCACACACAUACACCUGGAGAUAGAGAGAAUACAUAUACAUAAAGAAGCCACUAUUUCAUAAUGGAUCACAUCUGCAAAAUGCUAAACGGAAUAGAAAUAACAUUGAGAGUGACCAUCUUCACCAUCACUGGUAAUAUUUUUUUCUUGUCAGUAGACUAUAUAAAGACCAACUAUCGUAGUAAUGCGGCGAUUAACUAUGUAUUUAUUUCUACUGUUUUCUCAGCCUUGUUUGCAAUAUUUACUGUAACAGACAGCAAAAAUGUCUCUCAGGCGAUCAGCAAUGACUGUGAGUAAAAUUACAUUGCAAUAAGUUCUUUUUUUUGUUUUUUGUCUGUCUGUUAUAGCUGUAAAUGACACAUGAUAGUGUCAUAAGACACCAAAUUGGGUUAGAAAUAUG